CGUCGCCCUUUUCGCCAUGCCCGCGCUGCGGGUUGCCGUCGACGACGAGAAGGAUGGCGCUCCAGACCCACGCCGCGUCAAGCCACGCCAGGAUGGAGGCAGGGACAAGAUGCUCAAUGGCGUCAGCGAUCAAGGGCUUCGUCGGUUCCUGCCGGCGAUGAUCAAGCAGCUCUUGAGGGUUCUGAAGAUGGCGGAACAGACACGCAACUGCGCGGAUGCGGUGAAGGAGGACGGGAAAGGUCGCCCUCGCGGAGCGCCCUGCGCGCGGGCGUUCGCCGUCAUGGUCGCGGGCCUACACGGGCGCGGCGAGGCUGUGGGAGCACAGAACGGGACGCACCUCAACGAGAUGAUGGGGUGGCUCGACGACCACGAUGUGGAGGACAAGAUGGAGAUGACACGAAUGUGCCGUCUGGGCAAGACGUACGACAAAGAGAAACAGCGGAUCAACUUCGUGUUGCGAGACGAUCGCUGGCGCCAGACGGCGAUCGCGGCCUGCGUUCAGGUGGGGAUGGAGCGCAAGCAGGGCAAGGCUCCAGCGUCGUUCAUGGAGCGCGAGCUUCAGGAGUCC
Prorocentrum cordatum is the source of this 568-nucleotide messenger RNA. NCBI's taxonomy places the organism in Eukaryota, Dinophyceae, Prorocentrales, Prorocentraceae. The record is from the annotation of a GenBank genome assembly.